ACCUCAUUUAACAAACCGCUUCAGUCCACCUCUGAGUGAUAACGCAGCUGCAGCCCCUCUUCUACUGCAUCAGCCUUAAGAUGGCCUCAGAUAUGUUUGCCAAACCAGAUUUCUCCAAGAAGGUCAGAUACAACAGAAAGCAGAAAGAAGACACAUCAGACUGGAAGGAGUGUGAGGUGGAAAUCUACAACGAUGCAUAUGAAUCUGUGGAGGACACCACCGGGGUUCAGUCACCAGAACAAGCUCCACAAACAGAGACAUGUCCUAAAGUCCAGAAAAGGUUCUGCAGAUGUGAACAAUGGCGUCUGUUGGUGCUGUGUACUGUCCUGUCAGCUGGAUCCAUCAUUCUAUCCUCAUACAUGGUGGUCUACAUUAACAAUCUGCAGAUGGAAGUGAAGGAGCUAAAGAAACACGCUGAAGGCAGCAACAAAACUUUUUCGGAUGAAAUUAAAAAGCUGAAAAAUCGGAUUGAAGUCUUUGAAGGUCAAUGGUGUCUUGAGGGAUGGAAGAGAUUUGGAAGGAGCUGCUACUAUAAAUCUACUGAGGAGAGAGAUUGGCAUGACAGCAGGGAUUUCUGUCUGGAUGAAGGAUCUUAUCUGGUGGUGGUAAACAGCAAAGAGGAACAGGAGUUUGUUUCUACAUUGAAUCAGAAUGCAACAUCCUGGAUCGGUCUGUUUGCUGUAUCUUCACAGAAAUCUGAAUGGUUCUGGGUGGAUGGAUCACCACUGACAGAAACGUUCUGGGAUGAGAAGUUUUCAAAAGAUCCAGACACCUACGGCAAUGCAGUGUUCUUAAGUGCUGACGGGAAAUGGACACAACUGAACAAAACAAACUACAAAAACUGGAUCUGUGAGAAAAACAAUUCUAGAUCUUUCUGUUCCUGAGUUGUGCGUUGAUUUAACUGUUUAGUAAUGUAACUACAAAAAUGUUUUAUCUUUAUUAUUUCUUUGUGUUGACUUCUCCAAAAUAGUGCUUAAAGGAAGGUUGUAUUUUAGUUUCUGGUGAAUUGUUCAGAGAAAUGAAGGUGUCAUCUAUCAACAACUUCAUCACAUUUAAAUAUCAGUUAAAAUGACUGAGAUAAACAGGAAACUGUAAUAAAUGACAUGAAAACGAGCUAACUUAGAGCAGCAGUUCAGACUCAGGUUUGGUCUGUAGCAAAUAACAAACAGCUUCCACAAAGUCAACUGAAAAGUUACAUCUAGAAAGGGAAGUCCAUAUUUGGAACAUUUUUCUGUAUUUUCUCAUGAUUUUGAUGGAAUAUAAAAAGAAUUUAUGAUAGAAAAGUGUCUUUUGUCUGAAUAUAUUCCUGGUUCUGUUUUGGGUCUCUUUUGAAAAAUUUAUUUAAUUACUGAUUUUUCUUUGACACAGCUGCUUAUUUUUAAUUAUUUAUAUUUGUAAAACUACAUAUAUCAGAGGUUGCAUGCAUGUCCAAUCCAAGUUAAAGUUUCUAUUUUCAAGCUGGGGUUCUCUCCCAGAGGCCUGGGAGCUUGAGGGUCCUGCACAGCAUCUUAGCUGUUCCUAGCACUGCCUUUUCUGGACUGACAUGUCUGAGGUUUUUCCAUCAUCUGCUGUAGCUGUUUUCUGCUGUUUUCUCUGGUCCUGAAAGAGUUAACACCUCUGACAGAUGCAACACUUUCUGUUUUUAGUCUUUAGGUGAGAACAGGAAACUCAUGGAGAGUCAAAAGAAGAAAUAAAUAAAUGAAAUGUCCUAAACUAAACGUAUUAACACCCCCAAGUUCAUCCUCACACAAUUCACAUUUAUCUUCAGAAAUAUUUAGCCUCAGAAAGGAGGAAGACAGAGUGAAGACACACAGGACAUUCACUGUCCAGACUGUUUCAACCUCUGGUCCAGUGGAACCAAACAGCCUGUAUUUAAUAUGAAUGUGUAGGGGGGGCCUGGAUUAUGACCACCCUGCUUUAAAUGCUGCAACUUGAAGGUUUUUCAACUCAAAGACCAGGCAGCACUGAAAGUUCCAGAGCAUGCAACUGUUCUGCAUGUUCUCCAUGAGAACUGUAGAUCUUCCCUCCAUAUGUCCAGCAAAGACCUAUGAGGCAUGCAAGUGUCACCAUAAGCAGCUCACAGAAUGGAAUUGAAGCAGCAAACUGGUUGGCAGUGUCAGCAGGUAGUUUGCGACUGCUGAUGGUGGAUGAAGGAGACCUGUGUGGGAGGGAGUGGUCACACACAGAGCAGGGAGGCUGUUAUUCUCUUAUAGAACACCAGUGCGCAGCCGGCGAGGGCAGGCAGAGGACUGUUGGAGCCAGCGCGUGGAGGCUGUGGCGUUUGAGUUUGGCCUGCUGUCGGAGCCAGAGACGCGAGGUCCGUGACGCUUGGGCGCAACCUGCAAGCUGCAGGCAGGAGGAGGGUUUGGAGCCGGAGGUGCGCCAUUCACGACGCGGAGGCGGCAGGACACUGGCCACAGCCACCACAGGUCUUCAUCGGGAAACUGCUCACGUGGAGGAGGAGGGAGGCAGCACAACCCCCGGGAAGAUCUCACACUGCCAUUUGGAGCCGCAGAGGGGUGAACGGGCUUCACCCCUCCUAAAGUUAAGUGUGCCAGCUACACCAGAGCUUCUAUGAACAGCCUGUAGCUCAGUCACCAGUGGAUUUUAAUUGGGUUUUAUAUGGAUUGACUUUUAUCCCUCUUGCAUGACUGUUUUAGUGCUUUUAAAACUAUUUGUGGGUUUGCCUUGUUUUUAUUGCAUGUGUACUGGUGGCUUGGAGUGCAGGCCUGCUCGUGUGAAAGACUUGGGUGUGGGACGAACGUCAAAGUGGACACUUGGACAAUAGUGUCAUAUGGACAGUUACCACCACCGUUCUCCUGAAGACUCCUGAUGCAACAGCUUUACAUGUGUUUCAUGUCAUUCUUUUUUUUUUUAAGUUUUUUUUUACUAAUCCUGGUUUUAGACAAUUCUAAUAAAACCUUUUGACUACCAA
Messenger RNA from Oryzias latipes (Japanese medaka), 2935 nucleotides. RefSeq names its product CD209 antigen-like protein D. The record is from RefSeq and is a predicted model, not a curated record. Lineage: Eukaryota; Metazoa; Chordata; Actinopteri; Beloniformes; Adrianichthyidae.